AUGAAACAUUCAAAAGUCGACUCACCGUUUGUGUCGCAGGUCCUUCUGUUCCCCGAGGAAGGCUGGGCGAGAAGUGCAAGUAGUUCCUACUGGACCUUGACGCCUUUCUGGUGGAGUCGGAGUCGGUGCAAGGUCGUCGAAGUCGCUGGAACGAGAAGGUACAGUACUCAAGCAAAGAUGGUAGACACGGGCACGGGAACGCUUUACAUUAUCGGUUCGUUCAAGAGGAUGACGACCGAUCCCGAUUUUAAGCUGUACCUGACGUCGAACGUCUCGUCGAGCGACUUCAACAUGGGUUACAGUAUGACAGGCACGCUGGAGCGCGGCUGCAAGAAGACUAACUCUUUCCAGAUGACCCACUUUGCGGUGAUACGGCGACGGGACUACGAGAAGGCAUACGAGGACCCGAAUCCCACCUAGUGUCCGUCCACACCCACGCUCUCCGAGUGUGGGGAUUGCGAGCAUUACACAUAGUUGGGAGGCAAGGGGCCGUCGGGAAGAGAGAGAGAGAGAGAGAGAGAGAGAGGGACAGAUACACUUCCGCAUGUAUGUAUCGCGCGAGGAAGCGCUACAC
Messenger RNA from Formica exsecta, 574 nucleotides. RefSeq lists its product as uncharacterized. Lineage: Eukaryota; Metazoa; Arthropoda; Insecta; Hymenoptera; Formicidae. The transcript has 3 exons. The record is from RefSeq and is a predicted model, not a curated record. The coding region runs from base 1 to 420 and encodes 139 amino acids.